Messenger RNA from Patiria miniata (bat star), 1637 nucleotides. Its product is annotated as putative hydroxypyruvate isomerase. Gene Ontology annotation, biological process: glyoxylate metabolic process. The record is from RefSeq and is a predicted model, not a curated record. The coding region runs from base 174 to 983 and encodes 269 amino acids. Gene Ontology annotation, molecular function: hydroxypyruvate isomerase activity. Lineage: Eukaryota; Metazoa; Echinodermata; Asteroidea; Valvatida; Asterinidae. The transcript has 8 exons.
UAAUCAGCUGUUUGUUUGUUUACAAAAAAAAUGGGAGGACCUCCCCCUCGACGUUUCGUCUGCUCGUCUGUCUCGAAACCAAAUUGUCACUAAUUGUCAAAUGCUACAUUUUGACCUCUCGAAUACGUUGGCCUACUUUUGCCAGAUUUAUUUCAAUUUCUACCAUUUCAAAAAUGCCUCUAAAGUUUGCCGCCAACUUGUCCAUGCUGUUCAAAGAGAUUCCCGACUUGGCUGAGAGAUACUCGGCCGCGAAGCGAGCGGGUUUCCAGGCGGUGGAAGUCAGCUUCCCGUACGAGUGCCCGGUCGAGAAGCUCGUCGAGGUUAAAGAGAAGGAAGGGAUGCAACAGGUUUUAAUCAACUCUUUUCCAGGUGAUGUAAAAGCCGGAGAUCUUGGUCUGGCAGCUGUCCCAGGCCGAGAGACGGAAUUUCAAGAGACUCUGGAAUUGUCCAUUAAAUACUGCACAGCAUUGAAAUGCAACAGGAUGCAUGUCAUGGCAGGCGUGACACCAGACUGCACAGAGGGUGACAGGCCAGCACUGCUGAGAAAAAUGGAAGAAACUUUUCUGUCCAAUCUCAAGUAUGCGGCAGAAAGACUCAGUAAGGAUGGAAUCUUGGCACUCAUUGAACCAAUCAACACAGUUGUAUCCAGACCGGGGUACUUCCUCAGUCGACAAGACCAAGGUGUUGAAAUUAUCAAAAAGGUUGGCCAUCCAAACUUGAAGUUGCAAAUGGACUUAUUCCAUGUCCAAAUGAUGCAAGGAAACAUCACCAACACCAUCAAAGAAUUCUUCCCUUACAUCGGUCACAUGCAAAUGGCCCAGGUUCCCCAUCGGAAUGAACCCAGUGCAGAUGGUGAAGUGAACUAUGGUUUCAUUCUUUCUUACCUCGAGAGCCUUGGAUAUGACGGCUGGAUGGGUGCUGAAUACAUGCCAGCUCAUGGAAAAACGGAGGACACGCUGGCAUGGCUAGAGAAGUACAGAUGAUGGAAGAGCUCUCGGCUUGGGUUGGGUGCUGUCACUUGCUAAAAAAUGUACAUUCAUGAAUUACAUGUAUAUCCAAAGACCAACAACACAAAAUGAGCCUCAAAUCACAAAUUGUCAUAUUGCAGCACAGUGGGACAAACAGGCAUGCAACUGGGAAUUUAGAAGAAAAAACAAGGAAAUUCCAAACCACACAAGACUUUGUACAAUAUUUUUGUAAUGGCAUUCAUGAGAAGUAGAAAACAAGGAAAUUUGCGGAUCGGAGGAUAAGUUGAAUGCCUGGACAAAGCCAAAUUUUUGUAAUUUUCUUAUGUGAGCCUCUAUCCAUACAUCCUCCUUUAUCUUUUCCAAUGGUCACUUAAUUCUGGAUGAGGAGCAGAAACAUUUGUGAGUGGCUUAAUCGUCCUAAGGGCUCCGUGUGCAGACAACAGAGGGCGCUUUUUUAACCACUUUCAAGAGCCCAGUGGGACACACUGCAUGUGCGUACUGGUUCGCGCACAUAUAUUGCGCGAAGUACACAAGACUAAUUUUUUUCGAAUCUGCACAAAGCCAAAGUGUCUACACACGAGUGUUAGAUAUUGUCGGAAAUGCGCUCCAAUGUCUCUCGCAGUGGUCUCCCCCAACUCUCCCUUUCUUACUGUUGAUGGCUACUUGUGC